AUUUGGUUGUUGUAUAAUUAUGUAGUUGAAGUGCAGAAAUAAAAAUUGAUCGUAUUAUUGUAGAUCAAUCAAAGAACGUUUACGUAGCGAUUUUGUUAUUUUUGGAGCCACAAUAUUUUUGGUUAAAUUCAGUGACCUACAUUUACUUGGUGUAUAUCUUUUAUGAACUGUACGUUUCCAGAUAACAGGUUAAAACAUUACUUAAAAAUAUCACGUCGAAUCAGUUUCCAACGCCAUUACUACUUACACCCAUUCUUUGCACGUAAUUUAGUCAGUGUCGACUUAGUGUGAGAUUGCCCUGGAGCAUUAUUUUCAUAGGGUUUUAUCUGUAUAGAGGUUCGUUGUACAUUUAUUUAUAAAAAGAACGUAAUUUUCUUUCAAUUUUGGCGGGACUGGAGAGCUGGCAGGCUGUGCGGUCCUAGAAAGCCAACUGUCAUCUGUCGCUGUAGCCUCGUCAAUGUUUAGACUUUAGAGCUCAUGUUCCAGUGGAUUUACCUAUUAAAUUAGCAGUGCAAUAGUGAAAUUGGUGGUGUGCGAUCCAUUUGGACGUUCGAACAUGCGUCACGAGUAGGCGGAUAUGGAUAGCAGGCGAUCGUGCCCAAGUUACGAAGCCGGGUUUGACGCGUGCGAUCCACUAGGGUCAGUAUUUGAGUGGUCCGGGCGAGCACCAGCUCGUGUACUGCGGCGACGUUGCCGGAGCGAAGGCAUUGAUAGGUCGCCUUAUGAGGAUGCCAACCGCGAGGCAAACCGAUCUGCGGACGGCUAUCCUCGCUACCGUGCUCUGCCCAACAAAAGUCAUUUCACUCUGAACAACACCGAAGGCCACGUUGACCGGUUUUUGCACGAAUGCACGCUGCCUGUCUCUCAAAACGGCGACUACAUCAUGGCACAGGAACAGAACAGGCACCAUGGAUAUCAACCAGGUAGAUCAAAAUUUCACAGAACAAGCCCUACCAGACCAUUACUAGUUACAACAUUGUCUAAUACAAAACUGGAUGAUAGAUUACCAAAAGUGGAAGAAUUACUGGAGAAAGUUGAUCAAGAAAUGAUGGAAGUGCAAAUGGCAAAACAGCCGUUGAAAUCAAUACUCAAUAAUCCAUUGCCAAAAUCUCCACCCCUGGGUAUAUUGAAGAAACCUAAAAAUAAACUCUAUCAAGAAUGUAAGUCCAGUGAGGGACGGAGGAGACAAAGGGCUGCAAGCGAAUCUGACCAUUUAUUUUGCAAUUUUCAUGUCGCUUCUCCAAUACCUGGUUAUGAUAGCCGUUUGUCAUACCUUUCAAAUAGCAUGAAGCGGGCAAAAGAUAAUUCAGGCACAGGCUAUUCUUAUGGCACUGCAAUCGCUUCAGUUGGCAAUACUUCCACCAAAACUGUAUCAAGUUACUCAAAGAGUCAGAGAUGUUCGUGUAAAGAUCAGGUGUUUAUGGCUAACAAAGAUGAAGUUCACAAUAUGCACAUACUGAGAACAACUGCAAUCAAUAGCGACACAGUUGGAGAGGCACCUAUCAUGGAAAUUCCGCGGCAGGAAACGCCCACGCCCACAUGCCCAGCGGUGAGCCCGGCACUGCCAGUGAGCUCGGUGACGGCGCUCUCCGCCAAGAAGGCGCUCAAGCCGGGCAAGAAGAAGAUCAAGCAGAAGGUCAAACUAGUCAAGAUGAAGUCCACGAGCAGCAAGAUAGAUUGUACUGUCGUGGACGCGGAGGCUGAGGAUGCUCACAGUAGAUCGCCGUCUCCGGAUCCUAUCGCGGUGUCUCCGUGGCCGAUGGAAACGGAGCCGGCAUCCGAACCGGACCGGACGGUGAAGUCCAAACCGGAAGUGUCGGAUACCGGGCCCAUUAGCAAACUGUCCACCAAGCUCAACGGCACGGUGGUUACACCGAAAAAGUUGCCUUCUAAAGAAUCUCCCCUCAGUUUACCGGACAGUAUAAGCAAUUGUCUCCGGCCGUCGCUGUUUCCGCGCGUUCCGCCCUACCUCAAAUUUUUAGGUCAUGAAGACACCGUCCCAUUGAAAAUACCCCUGCCCAUACAGAAGCAUCUCAAAUGGAAACUCACAACCAUCACACCGAUAGUAGUUAAGAAAACUCUCACAAACUCUGGGUUUAGAUUAGUCAAAAGCGAAUGUGAUACGGCAGAAUGCCCUCAAGAAGAAACGGUAGAAUGGAUAGGUAUAUGGGGUAAGCACAUGAAAUCGCUAAUGUUCCGAGCUAUAAAGGACGGGCAGAAGAUGAACCAUUUCCCCGGUACCUUCCAAAUAGGUCGAAAGGACCGUCUGUGGCGUAACCUACAAAAGUUGGCCGCCAAAUAUGGCGUAUCAGAGUUUGGGAUUAUGCCGAAGACAUAUGUACUGCCCCAUGAUAUGAAGCUGUUGAAACACGACUGGGAGAAGCACGCGGCCAACAAUGAGAGAUGGAUCAUAAAGCCACCUGCUUCUGCUAGAGGGACAGGCAUUAAAGUGGUUUCCCGUUGGACACAAAUACCGAAGAAGCGACCGGUGGUGGUACAGCGCUACGUGUCAAAACCGUACCUCAUUAACGGCAGCAAGUUUGAUAUGAGACUCUACGUCUUAGUCACGUCUGUGCAUCCUCUUAGGAUAUAUUUGUAUAAAGACGGCUUGGCGAGGUUUGCUUCAGUAAAAUAUAACGAUGAGUUAACCUCACUGAACGAUCGGUACAUGCAUCUCACAAAUUACUCCAUCAAUAGACUGUCCAAAAACUACACGCCCAAUGAGGACUUUUCGGCUUGUGAAGGACAUAAAUGGACAUUACAAACUCUGUUUCACUACCUGAAGACUGAAAAAGACGUCAACACAGACGAGUUAUGGGACUCUAUGAAAGAUCUUGUGAUCAAAACCAUAAUAUCCGGCGAGGCCAGUAUAAGUUCUUUGACGAAGGCUAACGUCACGUCGAGGUAUAACUGCUACGAGCUGUUCGGUAUUGACGUUCUGUUAGAUGAAGACCUAAAACCGUGGCUAUUGGAGGUGAAUAUAUCGCCGAGUUUGCACAGUGCGUCUCCACUAGAUAUCCACGUGAAGGGACCCCUUGUAUCGACAGUGCUUAAUAUCGCUCAGUUCCAAGUACCGCUCAAGACGAAUUUAGAAACGCUUUCUAAGGAGAAACCACAUAAGUUGGCUGGAUUACCAUACGAUAGCAGACUAUACACUGUGUACCUGUCGAAAGAAGAAAGAGAUAAACAUAUAAUUUAUACAAAUAUGGAAGACCGUGAUAUGUACCUUCGCGAUAUCCUCUCGACGUUGACUCCAGACGACGUUCGCCACUUAAUCCAAGCGGAGGACGAGUUAACACAGGCGGGCGAUAUGGAGCGAGUAUUCCCAACUCAGGCCACGCACAAAUACCUAGCGUUCCUGACUGGGCCCAGGUACUACAACCGGUUGUUCGAUGCAUGGGAGACGCGCUAUCAUCACCACAGGCAACCAGGUCUCGAGUUACUCCGCAACUUGUGCGACAUCGGCUACCAUCUCGAAGUGCCGCCCGUGCCCUUGAAGCGGGCGGCGCCUCAGCUGAGCGCGUUGGAUCGUUGCAGAAUGAUGUGGACGCGCCGUCGCCGCCGGUGUCGCAGCGCGCGUCCGUGGGCAGCGUCAGCGUCGACGUCUGCGUUGGUGCGCCGCCGCCGUCCGACUGCGGCGCGCGUUGCGGCGACGCUGCCUGUAUACCGGCCGCCCCUCCCCUCACGCCCCUGCAUCCGCGCGCAUAGCCCCGCGCCAACGCCAACACCAGUAUCGCCAGCGCCAACGCCAACAGACGAAGACCUCUGCUGCUCAUCAUCAUCGACGCCGUGCCUGGUGGACACGUGACGCGCCUGCCAUAUAGUAGAUUCCAGUGAUGACUUCUACCACUUGAUCAACGCUAUCGCCGUCUACACCAAUGAUGGCAUCGAACCCUGUUUCAAUUCAAAUCAUUUAUCAACACCGCUAGCACCAACUUUGCCAACAUCAACGCCAAUAGACAACGACCGGUGCUGCCUGUAAUCAUUGAUGCCGCGCCUGGUGGACACGUGACGCGUCUGCCAUUUAGCAGAUUGCAUCGCUAACCAGUGAUGACCUCGAACUCUGUUUCAAUAUCAAUCAUUGACGACACCGCUAGUACCAACAUCUAUGCCAAUUGACGAAGCCGGCUGCUGCUCGUCAUUAUUGACACCUUGCCUUGUGAUUCCGUGACACGCCUACCCUACUGAUUCCAGUGACUGAUGUGCCUGCCCCAGAACAAAUGCAAAUGUUGGCCUCUGAUUCUUUAUUCAUCAAUACCAAUACCGUCAAUACCAACAACUUGGUGGACUGCUGCUCAUAGAUUCUGCUUCAAUAGAUUCCUGUGACUGACCCAUCAGCCGUACAGUAAAUUCAAAUGAUGGUCUCCGAUUCAAUAUUACCAAUAAGAACUGGCGGUGGCUGUCUUGCUCGUCACUGUCCACGCCAUUAGGUUUCAGUGAUGGCCGCUGUACGUGGGCUUGACAAUAUGUGAUCAACAGGUUUCAAGUGAAUAUUAAUUAAAAAGGUGAUUCAGAGACAUCACCGCUAUCAUCACAAGUAGGAACUAUUGCUAUCUUCAUCAUUGUGGACAAACGGUGUCACUCAACAUCGUUAACCUCUCAGAAAAUUCGAGUGAAUGGAACGAUAAAAAAAGUGCGUGCUAAACAGUUAUAUAUUGCUGGAAAGUUAUUGAUAAACUGUGAAAUUGUGUUCAGCUGUGUAAUCGAUAGGACUGCAAAGCAAAUAAAUCAUUUUGGGUAAUGCAAUGACGCACGAGACGUUUUAAUUCAAGAUUCCGGUAAUGUGAAAUGAACAGUGUAAUUGAAGUGAUAAAUGGACGCCCAGUGUUCUAACUGACUACAUAAUAUAUUAUUUUUAAGAGUGUGAGGGAGCUCCUCGACAGUAAUGCUGGACGGGAAAGAAAAUUUCAGUUUAUUUAUUUCUUCUAAGUUACAAAGGCUAAAGAUUGUUCAAGCCUAAGAUCAAAAUACGAAUAAAGAAAUGUAACCUUGCAUGCCGGCAUAUUUGCUAUUUGUAAACUUGACAACAGUGUGUCCUUAUCAUACUGUAUACUUAUGGACUGGAUGGAAGGAAUGGAAAGGACAGAAGUUUACAAAUAGCAAACAUGAAUAGCCCAGUGAGUGCCGGCAUCAUAUAUUUUCCUUUAUUAAUCAAUAAAAUGUCGAAAUUGACAGACAGUAUUUAAGUCUGUAUCUAUUUGAAAAAAUAACAAAGGAGAUUGCUCAAAUUGGCCCAAAUGCACAAAAAAUAUUGACAUAUACGGUAAUUCUUGGCGUAAUUUAUACUUUAUUUUACAGUCAUUAGAUUUUAACGGACACCUUUGUAUAAUAUAUUCAUUUUAAAAAGGACUUUUAAUUUUACCGGUUUGGAAAACAUACGAAUUAUUUUUAAUGGCUAUGGGUGUAGUAACAUUAAGCCAAAGACUGAUCGAAGUUGUUUAUAUAAAAUCAAAACAAAUCUAUUUUGUAAAGAUCAAUAAAAUAAAACUUUUUUUUUAUUACACUGUGGUAUUAAUACCCACAACUAUAUUAUAAUUUUUACUACAUGUAGUAAAUGUGCUAAGACAAUUAUUAUGGAUGGUAGGCGACAUCAUAAGUUCUCAGGGGUGUCCGUCAAUAAUAUUCGUUUCUACAGUAAUUUAUAUAUAAUUUCGAAUCUAGGAAACAAUUUUUCAUGAUUAUUGGGUUUUAGGCCAAACUUGUAUGGAAGCUGAGCAAUCUCCUUUGUAAGGCCAAUCCAGAGAGAUUAUGUGUCGAGUUGCUGCCUAUCUAGUCGAAAUAACGAGUGGCUUAUUAUGACAACAUGCAAUUGUGAACUAAUUAAGGACAAAUUUUGAGCGAAACAAGGUUCAAUAAAAUCAUUCGCAGUGUAAAGCUAAGCAUGAACAAAUUGAAAUUCGUUUCACCUGUUUGUUUAAGUAGCCCGUGCUUAUCUGAAAAGAGCUUAAAAUCUCAUUAUCAGGUUUGCCACUUUUUCUAUGGACUUCUACCUGGACACUGUUUAGGUAAAUCUAAAAAAUAAUUAUUUUAUUACUAUCAGUUUAUGACAAACACUUGUUGAUAGGCUGCAAAACAAUAAUUAAAAAACACGACUGCCGUUAAAAAACUGCUACUAUAUUUGCACAUUUGAUAUGGUCUCAUUAAAUUCUUUUAAAUGAUACCUGUAUUGUAAUAAAGACUUUUUAAUUAUCAAAUAAUUGACAUGUUGACAUUGCUGUUCUUUUUUAAAUUUUAACAUUUUCGGUAUCGUAUGUUACCUGGAAUGGUGUAAGGAUUCUUACGAUAUGAUCUCCACACACAUCUAAAUCGGUUCAGGCGUUUAGAAGUAAUAGUGGAAUAAAGAAUUGCACUUACAUACAUGCACACUGAAUACAUUAGUCUUUUUUUUUCUUGGUCAGUCGUGUAAUAAAAUAAGCAUUGUUCAAUUAACCAUGAGGGAAGUUGUUUUGAAGUUCGCUAUUUCUGAAAAGUAAUUUCUAAAUAAAAAAUCCAAAACAUGGAUAACUUCCAUUUAGGCAAAAGCUUUUUGGCAAUGCAAGGCAAUUUCUUGGAUUUCGGAAUUUCAACUCUAAUUACAAAUCGGUAUUAGAGAUACUCAUAGAUGUCAAUACUGGCAUGAUACACUUAACCUAAACUUAAAUGUGAUAACAGUGUAUCCUUGUUAUUCUCUAUACAGAAUGAAAAGGAGAGACUGUUGUUGAAUUUAGUUUUAAGUUUAGAGAAUCGCGCCAGAAUCGAUACCAUAGACUUGAUGGGCGCUUGUUAACGAGAUGAUUUCUACUUUGUGGUCUAGGCACGGUUGUACACCGUGUCUACGUCCGGUCGUUAGUUAUGUAUGGGACGCUAUGGAGGUCUCUUAACGACAUCGGCGCCACCGACAGUUUAGGGUCGUCGGUACAAAGUUUGUACCGGCCGUAUGUACGUUUGUACCAUGGAGGAUAGAGAUAGGAGAACGAUCGCUGUAGAAAAUAGUGUCCCAGAAAUAUGGACAAAAUAAGUGAGGCGCUGCGAUCGCUAAGUUGUCUCAAUAAAAGCGGGCUGUUGUGCGCUGAUCUGAAAUGACCUACGCCGCGAAGAAAAUUUGUACAUUAUUACACUAAAUUCAUCUACUUGUACUCAUAAACAGCAAACUUCACAGACUAAUUAUCGACGACAGCGCGGCAACCGUACUCGCGAACAAUUUUAGCCGGCACCAUCCCGGGUAGAAAUCGUCUCGUUAACAAGCGCCCUUAGGAUCGCUUAACAUUCCUCAGAGGUUACUUUUUUUCAAUAACAACGUCAAUGUAUUAGAUAUAAUGCUGUUUAUCUACACAACAAAACGACAAAGAAUUCUUUUUGAUAUUCAUUUCUUUUUAUUUGUUUAAUUGGUAGUAACCUCUUUGCUCAAUCAAACUUCUUUACUAUGAAGGAAAUAAAAUCAUAAUGUAAUGAAUAAAAAAUAGAAAAAAAAAUUAUAAUAUUUAGGAUACUUAAAAAAGAGUUAAAUUCUAUAAAAGUGUCUGGUGUUCAAAGUGAUUGUAGCAGAAUAAAUUUAAUAGAUCUAUAAAAUUGUAUUUUAAUAAUAGAUAUUAUUAGAAUCUAAUUGACGCUGGUAAUAUUAAUACGCCUUGUUGUGAAAAUUAUUUUUAAAAUUAUUUGUUUACAAUUAACCCAGUAAAGUGAUCUAAAUCUGAAAAUUUUGAUUAAAGAUAAGUAGUAAUUAUUAAUUCAAAAAAUAUAUCUAGCUGUUUCAUGUCUUAUAAAUAUAGGAUCAGGCUUCAACUUUUAGAUUUGUACUAUAAACAAAAGGUUAAAAAAUAUUAGAUACUUACAUCAUAGAGAAAUAGUUAAUCUUUGCAAGACUUAGGCCCUGCCGAUGCCUGCCUGCAAUCAUUUCGCAAGUUUCUUCAGAGCAUUGUUCAAAUUCCAAUCUUUAGAUCCCGGUAGACCUCUUGAGCAACGACCGUAGACAAGGAAGCAUGUGCAGUAGCCAUUUACAUACAACAACGUCUACUGCGCAAGUUAACUUGUCUGUUGUUGUGCUCAAGAAGUUUACCGCUACAUCAGCUGACAUUUUUAUUCACAAAACAAUAAUGUGCUAGACUAUAUAGGUACACUGAAUUAUAAGCCAUAUAUUAAUUUUACGUCAUGGCUUGGGAAAACUUUGGUUAUGAUUCCCGUUCUUUUUAAUUGUUGGUUUAAAUCACUUUAAAUUGAAAUCGAUAUGAAUUAAAAUAAUAUUGUCUAAAUUAUAUGUAUAAAAAAAACUGUGCUAUGAUGGGAUAAUGAAAAUUAUGACGUUCUAAUUGAUGUGAUACGAUAGGUACUUGUUUCAGAAACUGCGAAAGGAAAUCAUUUUGAUCUCUUAAGCAAAAUAUAAUUUAGUACUAUAUAGAAUUAAACGUUUUCGUGUUUGUAGAUUGAACAUGACGGUAAUUGCUGUGUUUAAUUAAUCUUAAUGAAUAUAUUUUUGUCUGAAUUCUAAGGAUACAUUUAUGUAUGUAUUGUAACUCCCAGUUUUCCUAGAAUUAUGAUUAUACAUGAGAUUCUAAAACUGUUAAUGUCUCUUUUAGGUAUUUUGGAAUUUACAAUGUGUUCAUUGUAUACUUAGUGUUGCUAGAGUAGCGAUUUGCCAUCAGUGGCUAUUUAUCAUAAUUGUAUUUGAAUAAUGUCCAAAAUUUUGAUGAUGGAUCGAUAGAAAUUUUUGAAAUUUGUUGUAUAUAAGUACAUUAUUCAAAAGGGUAUCGAUUCUAACGUUUAUUAUUGUGUCGAUGAUUUUCAAAAAGUAAUUUCUUGAUUUCUUCUUAGUAUGAUUGAAUACUAUGUAGAAUGAGUAUGUCACAUUGAAUAAUAAUUUAUUAUAGGUACUUAGUUGUGAAAUUAAAUUGUCAUCAUUUAAUUUAACAAAUUGUUUGUAAGUUGUCAAGUUUUAGUUGAUAUGGAUUGUUUACUAUUAAGAACCCAUAGUAGGCUGUAUAUAUUUUUAAUUAUUUUUUAACAAUGUUUUUAUUUAAUAGCUAAUAAAUUUUGAUGAUUGUAUUUUCAUAACUGAAGGUGACAUAGUUAUUGUACGUUAUUAUUCGAUGGUAUUUUUGGUGGUUUGAAUGAUAGCCAAAGAUGUUAUGUCACGAAGCGAAAUACUCCUUUUUUGCCGUACCAUAAUACACCCCGUGUCAUGUACGCAUUUAUUGUUAAAUGUCGGGAAGUUGAUCAUUUGAUUCGUUGUAAUAAGUAAUGUUGUUAAUUAAGACUGGUUGACUAAGGCUGUACUGGGACACGUCAGUUAACUUUUAGGUUUGAAUUAUGUUCGUGCAGUCACUUGCUUUUCUAUAACAAUAGAAAAAGACAAUACGUGACUUAAUGUAGCAUUAAUAUGAUUUGAUGUUUCUGAGUGCAGCCGUAAAAACAAGAAGACAAACUUUUCCCUUAAAAUUAACACAUAUUUUAAAGGAAGAUUUAAAAAAAAAAACAGUCAUUUGUCUUUAGUUAUAAAAUGGUACUUUUUCUUUUGAUGUUAAACAUAAAUUUUACUAUUGAUAAAACGUGUAAGUACUUACUAUUGAAUAAUAGCUUAAUCAAGUGUCAAAUGACCAACGUCUUGACGUUCUGACAAUUUUAUUAUAAUCAAUGUUACUAUCAAUAUCAAUCAAUACAGUCAUAAUGCAUCGGCUGGAUAAUUCUGACCCGAUCCUUUGAAACUAUUAAAAAAAGAAAAUAAAUCAUGUUUUUUAUUAUCUCUCUUUGCCAUAUGCUACAUAAGUAGUGGUUCUUUAAAUAAUAAACACAAAUACCCACUAUGCGUCAUGCUUCGCGCAGCUAGCGUCGCGCAGUCGGAUAAAGUAGUUUUGAACGCCUUAAUAAAGUAAUAAAAUAAUAAGGAAAAACACUGUAAUGUUGAAAAAAAAAACUGGAGAUGCCGGGGAUCGAACCCGGGGCCUUUCACAUGCAAAGCGAACGCUCUAC
Chilo suppressalis (striped riceborer) is the source of this 9942-nucleotide messenger RNA. The record is from the annotation of a GenBank genome assembly. NCBI's taxonomy places the organism in Eukaryota, Metazoa, Arthropoda, Insecta, Lepidoptera, Crambidae.